Molecule: messenger RNA, 3069 nt
Organism: Ooceraea biroi (clonal raider ant)
Lineage: Eukaryota; Metazoa; Arthropoda; Insecta; Hymenoptera; Formicidae
Product: ankyrin-3
Molecular function (GO): protein binding
Source: RefSeq, a predicted model, not a curated record
ACAUUUGCGCGUUUCAUUGCAAUCGCAACAGGGCGUCGCCGAAUUUUCUAUCGUCUCUCUUAAGAUCUUUUUGCUUCAUCGCGGUACCUGACAGAAGGCGAGUACAUAGACGUACCAAUCGUGUGAACUGAAUCACACUUGAAGGAUUUUAAGUAAAAAAGCUGCAUUAAUGAUUCAGUGAAAGAUAAAUUGUUCACUGAUUUAGUUCUAUUGUAAAUUAUUCUCUUAUAAAUAUUACAUCUAUUACAUACGUAUUCUCAAAUUUUAAUUUUAAUUAAAAAUUUUGAAUAUAAUUAAUUUCUUCAUACAGAAAUACAGGUAUAUUGAAGAAAAAAGUACCUUCUCUCUUUUUUUAAAUUUAUAAUAUUAUUACAAGUAUGUUUGGUGUUACCGUAUUUCUCGACAAAUUCAACAACUACUUAUCAGUCUGACUGCUGCAAAUUCCAUUGGUUCGGCACCUAUGGCUCGCCGGAGUUGGAGGAUUAAGGAGUACGCAGGUCUGCGAAGUGGGGCAGGCAACGAAAGGUCUGCAACGCACGCAAAAUGCGGAACGUAGCCGCAUGUGGAGAUGUGGAGGGAGACGAAGAAAACGAAAAUGAGGCGGAGGAAGAAAGGGAGAAGUUGAUGCAGGCAGGAUGAAGCCGCAAUAGCGAAGCGUUAUAAAACGCCUGAAAGUGCCGGCGGCUUCUGCUUGUCUCGAUUCUUUUCAACGAUCUCUGCUCUACUCGUGUGCUCCAUUCACGUCUCAUUGGUGUGUCUUUUCUCUCUCUCUCUUGACUUUUUUUUAAUACAACACGUGUUUUAUUGUACGGUUACCAACGAUACGCGCGUUGAUCGUAUGAUUCGUGUAUUAUUCUGCGUUGAAAGUACCUCUCUCGUCGUUUAAGCGCGAGCGAAUUAAUCGGGGUCAAUUAAAUGUCGCGCGUGAUGACUUCCGCAUACGAGACGAUGAUAGAAUGCGAACAGCGAAAGAUGACAACUCCAUGCAGGUCCGUGAAAACUUGUUUCGACGAUUGUGAACCGGACAAUCCAGGCCCUUUGCUCGCCGGCCGGAUGAAGAAAAUCCCGUCAUCAUUACUGGCCAGUCCCAUAGUAAGUGAGCACUCGUCUCUCGAGGAAUCUGCGAUCUCUUCUUCUGCAGAAAACAUUUUACCCGGCGAAUCGUACGGUGAAAACGUCAACGAAGGAGCACGCGAGAAGGAAGACAAUGACGAGGAGAGAAACUUGGGCAUUUUCCUGAAUUUGAUAAGCGAUACUUCGGAAAUGGACAAAUCCAGGAGUGAGGAAUUCGAAAGUACGAGCAACGAUAAAUGUAAGGAGACGAACGGGAACGAGAAGAAGGAAUCGAUUUCGAUUUCAACAGCGUACGGUACUAUGAUGGAAGGUGCACCCACGUGCAGAGCAGCGAGGCAGGAGCAGAUCAGGGAGGAGAGAAAAUUUAAAGACCAGGAGAAGAAUAAAAAAAAUCAAAUCGUGCUGGAAAUUCAAAUGCAGGAACGAAAUGCGGCAUUCGAUGGUGGUAACGUUCACGCUGACGGGGACGCCCAAGUCUCCACGGUAAUGACGGACGUGCGAAUUUAUUGUGAGAACGUGGCGGAGCUUCGCCUGGACAAGGACGAGGGUCGCGUCGAAGACGCUGAAAUUAUAACAGGACAACAGGACGAUGGCAACAAAUUGUUCUACGACGCUGUGCGAUCGGGAAAUGCUAAACGUGUCUCAGCAUUAAUCUCCAGCGGCUGCGUGCAAAAUCUGGAUGAACCGGAUUGGAACGUGUCGGGCGAUCCGUCCUUACUAGUAGCGGCCACGAAUCAUUAUCUACCUGUACUCAGUAUACUAUUGGCAAGUGGAUGUGAUCCAGCUGUGCGUUCGCCGCGCGGUGAAACAGCACUCCAUCGAGUUAUCUUAAACAGUGGACUGGGCAACAUGUUACAACUCGUAGAGGAUCUUUUAAAGCACGGCUGUCCACCAAGUGUUAAGGAAGCCGGCAGUGGAUCGACCGCGCUGCAUAUGCUUUCCCGCCAGUUAGCUCACGCGCCGUUAAGGUCUCUUCAUCACAAUUUUGAUGCGGCUCUGAAAACACUAGAAUUAUUGGCUCAAGCAGGACCUGUUAAUGCCAAGGAUCAUCAAGGCCGAAGCGCCUUGCAUAUUUUGGCCUCGUCGACAAUCUUUGAUAAUCACAAGACUGACAUCGAAUCGCUGAUCGAGACGCUCUUAGCUGCCGGGGUGAACACCGCACUGCAGAAUGAUCGCGGUGAGACGGCGCUCCACGAGAGCUUGGAGUGCAGUGCCUUGAAUACAGCGAUGCUGCUGAUACCACGCACAUCAGUGGGCAUCGCAUCACGGUACGGUGAGACCCCAUUGCACAUUGCCUCGCGGAAGAACCACGUCGAUAUCGUGGCGAAGUUGCUGGAGCACGGCGAAGACCCCAGCACGCAGGAUGCCGGGGGUAACACACCCUUGCACCUCGCAUCGGCGAGGGGAUUUCAUCAGACGGUAUCGCUGUUGGUCACGUCGCCGUUAGCCCAAUUAGAGAAGGUCAAUAUCGAUGGUUUGACGGCGUUACAAGUCGCCGCCGAGAGUGGAUUCAUCAACGCCGUCAGGCUACUGCUGAAAGCUGGCGCUGAUCCUAGCCAGACUAUGCGCUAUUGCGGGACCAUUCUGCGCCGUCACCCCGAUAUCUCGCUCCUCAUCGAUCACGAAUUGACCAGGCGUCGGCAACUCGCCGCCUGAUUCAUCCUGAAUUGCGUUCAAUAAUUGCUAAUUCAAUAUGUGUAAUAUCGAAGAUUACUUUUAUAGAAUUAACGUAAGUUGUCAUGCCAGUUGCUCAAUAUCGUGAUUAAUCUGUUUGGUUGUAUAAAAGUGCAAUUGUGAGAUGCAAUAAUGCGAAAUCAUUGUCGUAAAUCCCAUAGGUCCAUCCUCUGGCUGUAGUUCAAAGUGCAUUUAAUUUAAAAAAAAGACUGCAACGUUUACGAUUUAGAAUAUGUAAGACUCUCGUUACGCGAAUACCUGUUAACGUAUUAUUGUCAUUGUAUCUUGACGAAAUAAAACCGAUGUAUCGAUGAUUUUUUA